Molecule: messenger RNA, 3828 nt
Organism: Anopheles stephensi (Asian malaria mosquito)
Lineage: Eukaryota; Metazoa; Arthropoda; Insecta; Diptera; Culicidae
Gene: Vap33
Product: vesicle-associated membrane protein/synaptobrevin-binding protein
Exons: 5
Coding region: 929-1825 (298 amino acids)
Biological process (GO): endoplasmic reticulum membrane organization
Cellular component (GO): plasma membrane; endoplasmic reticulum membrane
Molecular function (GO): FFAT motif binding
Source: RefSeq, a predicted model, not a curated record
ACACAUUUUUAUGGCAAACCAGGUGGCGCUAGUGUCGCUACGUUUUUGCAGUGCCGUAUAACCGUCAACGCCAGCCUGUCGAUAAAAAAGGUUCGCCGACAUUUCACAUCAUCCCGGGGCAAAGCCUUUUUUUCCUGAGCCGCAGAGCAAAAGCGUUUCCAAUUUUCCCGUUUCCCGUCGGUUUUGGUCCUGGUGCAGUGCACGCGCGCGCGCGUCCGUGUUUGUGAUUGUGUGUGUGUGUAUGUGCAUUUCGUACGUAAACGGUGUUAUCGGUGCAUUACGGUAGAAAAGAAGGUGUUCGGGGAGACAAAAGAAAAGACAACGCGUCUCGCUUUUCGGUCGGUGGUAGCUCUAGCCAAAAACCGCAGGAAGCCGCACCGUGUGCCGAAACCGUGGUUGUGCGUGUUGUGACCUCGGACGGAGAAUCAACGCGAAAGCACAGGCGAGCCGAGGAAUAACGCAGCAGCAGCAACGCGGCCUCUCAGACCGCCACACGACAAUUCCGGCACACGCAGCCACGCAACCGCACACUGUUUGCCCGCAAGGGUUUUCCGGAGGGUUGGAACCAACCAACCAAUAUUUGUGGGGAGAAAAACGGAUCCCCGAGUGGUAGCUGAAAGGCAGAAAAAAUCCACAUUCAUACGCAAUUUAUAAAAACUUACCAGCAGUCCCCCCCCCCCCCCCCCAUUGUAAGGACGAUCCACGCAAUAAGCCGUGUGUGAGCGAGCGAGCGAGCGAGAAGGCGAUACACUGCUGCUGCUUGAAGCAAGCGGGAAAGAAAAAGACAAGGAGAACGAGCACCGUCCGGUGAUAGAACGAGUGCGAACGACCAGGAGGCAGAAGCAGAAGAAAAAAUCGAACAUUUACUGCGUGCGUACGAGCGCGUCGCCGUGUGUAGUGUGUGGCCUUUUGCAAACCUGGUUCAAAUAUGGCGAAGCCUGCCCAGUUAUUAAAUAUUGAUCCGGCGAACGAGCUCAAAUUUAUGGGCCCGUUCCGGACUGCCGUUGCGUCGUAUAUGCGGCUCACCAACCCAACCGACCAUGAUAUAUUCUUCAAAAUCAAAACAACCGCCCCGAAGAAGUACUGUGUGCGACCGAACUGUGGCUUAUUGGAACCCCGCGAAUCACAGGAGAUAGCCAUCGUCCUACAACCGUUCAUAUUUGAUUCCAACGAGAAGAACAAGCACAAGUUUAUGGUGCAAUCGAUGGUGAAGCCGGACGAUGAGGAAAUCAACCUGGAGGACCUCUGGAAGAAGUACCCGGAGAAGCUGAUGGACUCGAAGCUAAGAUGCGUGUUCGAGUGCCCGCUGGACAGCAACCAGCCGGCCCCGGCAGCCGAAUUAUCUACCGGCGCAGCAACAGCGGCAGCAACAACGGCAGCAGCAUCAGCAGCAGCAGCACCGGCAGCAGCAACCAGCACUGCGAUAAGCAGCGAUAGUGGCGCACAGUUCGCAAGCACACAGUUUAGCGCGAUGAGCAACGAGGACGAGCAGAAGUCCGAGGCGGCACUGUUGAAGGAGAUGAAGAAACUGCGGGACAACGAAACCGUUUUGCGGCAGGAAAAUUUGCACCUACGGGAAAAAAUAUUACAACUACACAUGCAGGUGGACGGACGGGCUAAGGAGGAAUCGUCGGUGGCCGCCGCCACCAAAUCACCCCCGAUCCAGUCGGUGCCCGCUAACUAUCAAAAUCCGUACUCGCCACCGAACCAGCUGGCACGCAAUCAAUCCUCGAUGGAGCUCAUCUACAGCGUGGUUGCUGCGGUCGUGGCGGGCCUGAUCGGCAUACUGCUCGGCAAGAUGUUUUACUGCGACGGCAACAAAUAAAGUUUAAUUUAGCGACGUACGGGGCGGGUAACAGCGGUUCUCGGGUAAGGCGCGCGGUAUGUCAUGAGACCGCCGCAGCAGAACGGAACGGUGGUGGGGUUGGCGGUGGUGGUGUUGGGAUGAGGGACAGCUAGGCAACAGCCCCACGAGCAACACGGAGGUAGUGCGUUAGGCAGGCAAAAACACGGCCCGGCAAAAACGGUAGCCACAUUUCGAUGCAUUGAAACACACACAAACACAAACACAUACACACAUUACAUCAAAACAAUUAGAGAGAGAGAGAAAGAGAGAGAGAGCGAGAGGGAAAACAGAAAAAUAAUGCAACUAAAAUGCAAACAGCAAAUGAUUAUGUACAGACAGGCAGAGGUAAACUAAACAAAAAACCAAGCGAAAAAGCAAACACAAAGAUAAUACAGUAAACGCAAAAUGUUGUAUAACCCGGACGACAAGCAUAAAGACACCCGGGACCGGACAGGGCCGGACUUAUUGGGAAAGGAUCGGUGUGUGUUUGUGUGUGUGUGCGUGUGUGUACUCCCGCUUCGCUGUUGAUUCAUUGUUUGGUUUGUUUUCUAUUAUGUUUUUUCUUGUUUCAUGGAAAAAAAAAAACCGUAGCGUUACUAAAAAGCAACCCCUUUUGCGCCAAUAUGAAUAUCCUUAACGGCAAAAAAAACAGGUGCAUCGGACCGAGUGCGAGAGCCGUCCGAUGUCCCUUUGAACACACUAACAAAUCAUGUUAAUCGGAUGUAGUGUAGAAUCAAGUGCGAAAAGAGGGGGGGGGGAGGAAUAAAUAAAACAAAAAAAUACUACCACACACACACGCGCGCACAGCCACAUCGAACAUGGGAAAUACGGGAAACACCUGGAUUCGCAGCAGGUGUGUGUGUGUGUGAGAGAGAAAACAGAUUAAAACUGCCGCGAAAGCAAAACGAUAACUGUGUAAAUGUGCGUAUGUGUGUGGGGGGAGACGGGAACCGUCACUCAAGCCCCCCACACACACACACACACUCCUUCCUGGGGAGGGGGCAAAAAGUAUAGAUUAUAACGCAAAAAAACACACACACACUCAUGCAUAGAAAGGCAAGCAACAAGGGUAAAGUAAAGAAGUAACGAAACAAACAAAUGAACCUUUAAAAGAAAAGCAGAGAACGGUAAAAAGCAAUGUGAGAAGUGAGAAGAAGAAGAGCAGCAAAAGCAAAACAGAAAGAACCUAUAAGAGAAACAAGAGAAAGAAAAGCAAACAAACAUGCACCUAUAGCAGAGAUGAACGUAAAACAAACAAAACAAAAAUUCAACACACAAAACAUAAACACACACACACACAUACAAACAUAGUGUCACACACACACUCAUAUAUUUCGUCUUUGGGAAGGAAUUAUGGAAUUUGGUAGCAAACGAAAAAAAAAAAACAAACAACCAUGGUACACCCAGCUUAAAUGCAGCUUAUAUAAUAUUAAAAAAAAAAACAAAAUGCCUAACAUUAACGAAGUGUAGAAACAAAAGAAAAACAAAACAAAAAACACAUGGGAGGAUAAGCGAGGAGUCCAAAAAAAAAAAACUAAACUUCAACAACUCCCGCAUAAAGAACGCAAACGGCCGACCGACAAAACAAGGAUCAGAUUGAAGAAACACACACACACACACAUUCACUCUAUGGACUAUCACAACCACAAAGAGGGAAAAGCAACAUUAUUGCCUGGCAAAUAAAAAAGGAAGAAAACAAAACACACACACACACACACACAUAAGGGGAAAAGGUGUGAUUCGAUUAGGGAGGUGAUGUUAGAAUUGGAGGAAAGCGAAAACCACCAGGCGCACGCAUUACUAAAGGGAAAAUGGUAGCAAGGUACAUGGGGUGGGGUGGGUGUGUGUAUGUGUGUGCUUUUCACGGUGACACAGAACACUGGAUGACGGCGAUGAUUGAUUGAUUGAUUGAUGAUGAUGAUAUAAACGCAAAUAAACGUAGGUGUUGAAGCAUCCUAGAAAUGCAAAAAAAAAAAACAAAA